Messenger RNA from Aspergillus affinis, 1203 nucleotides. Its product is annotated as LIP-domain-containing protein. The record is from RefSeq and is a predicted model, not a curated record. The coding region runs from base 1 to 1203 and encodes 400 amino acids. Gene Ontology annotation, biological process: lipid catabolic process. The transcript is spliced from 3 exons. NCBI's taxonomy places the organism in Eukaryota, Fungi, Ascomycota, Eurotiomycetes, Eurotiales, Aspergillaceae. Gene Ontology annotation, molecular function: triacylglycerol lipase activity.
AUGAUAAAAUCUCUCUUGUCUCUACUCCCUCUCCUACUCACGCUUGGCCACUCUUUGCCGACGCUCGACCUGCGGGCAUUUGGCCCCGUUCCGCCUAGCGAACACCCUUUCUACCAGCCUCCAAAUGGCUAUGAAGACCAGCCGGCAGGGACAGUCCUUGCCUCUAGGGAGGUUCCGCAUCCGAUCGCAGGUCUCCUGAACCGCCCCAUUAAGCUGUCCAAUUCGUACCAACUACUCUACCGGUCCACCGACAGCUUCAACAAUGCGACCGCUACAACAACCACAGUUCUGGUCCCGGAAAAUGCGGACACCACCAAACUUCUAUCUUACCAGAUGCCCGAGGGUUCUCCGUAUGUCAAUUGCGCUCCAUCUUAUGCCUUGCAGCAGAAUGCAGACAAUGACGGCAUCCUGGGAUGGAUCGUAUCAAUUCCCGAUUUUGAAGGACCGCACGGCGCGUUUUUGGCCAACAACCGAGCCGGAUACGCCGUCCUAGAUGGGAUUCGUGCAGUUCUGGCUUCGCCUGACCUGCUUGGUGUUACGUCUGACGCUGAUAUUACCAUGUGGGGAUAUUCAGGAGGCAGCCUAGCAACCGGCUUUGCCGCAGAAUUACAGCCUUCCUAUGCCCGGGAGCUGCAGCUGGCCGGAGCUGCACUGGGCGGCGUGAUUGGCAAUCUUCAAACGACGACUGAUACGCUUAUCGAAGACGAAGUCACCGAUGACCCUGUCCGGAGAAAGAAAUUCUUCGACGCCCGUGAACAGUGUCUGGUUCCCAACAUCCUCGAUUUUCAAUUCGAAGAUGUCCUUUCCUACUACAAGGACCAUGACAUUCAAAGCAAUCCUAUCUUUCAGCGGGUUUAUCGUGAGAACGAACUCGGACAGCAUACUCCGGGCAUCCCGUUGUUCGUGUACAAGGGCACGCUAGACGAGGUCAGCCCGAUCAACGCAACGACCGCUCUAGUAGACCAGUACUGCGCGGAUGGUGUGAGCGUUGAGUACAAAGAGACGGUGACGCAUGAGCAUGCACUUCUAGAGGUGGAUGGAUUUGCCGAGGCGUCAUUGUGGCUAACGGAUCGGAUGAAUGGGGUUCCGGCAGAGGAGAGAUGUACACAUUCGAAGAAGCUGGCGCCGUUGACUGAGCCUGGUACGUUGAAUGUGCUAGGGACGACUGUCAUUGCCGAGCUUAAACAGUUGCUGGGACUUUGA